CUUCUCGCAAAACUAGCCGUGCGAUUUGUCCACAUGUCGUUUUAGAUAGGAGUUUUCAGUGAAAUUUCCUGCGAAAAACGUACAGUUUCAACGAAAAUCCGCAACCAUGGCCAAGUUUGAUCUUACUAGCAAGAACUGCCAAUAUUUGGAUCGUCAUCUAACUUUUCCUUUGCUGGAAUUUCUGCUUCAGAAAAAUGUCUUCGACCAGACAUCACUGUUGCAGUUCAUUUUGAAGACGUUAAGCAAAACGAAUAUGAUCGACUACACGAACGACAUCUGUGAGCGCUUGGAGAAAAGUUUGCCCGAAGAAAUGAACCAGCGCCGUGAGAAUGUGCUGGUAACACUGAAGGAACUUCAAGAAGAAGUUGCUCCGCUGAUGAAAUGUAUGGAGGAGCUGAAAAAUCCGGAUUCGUCGAAGGAUCACAAAUCGGUUAUACUUGCGCUGCAGCAGACACUGGAUUACGAUAUUAUCCUAAGUGCGCAAAAGCUAGCCAAGUAUCUGUACGAGUGUGGUACGUAUAAUGGUUCUUUGUCGUACCUGUACGUCUGUAUGCUGGUAAUGGAGCCGAACGACAAAAACUAUCUCGGUGUAUUGUGGGGCAAGCUGGCAGUUGAAAUACUGUUGCUCAACUGGCCUACGGCUUUGGAGGAUUUAACGCGGUUGCGUGACUAUAUCGAUAACUACAAUUUCACCCCGAUUCAAGUGCUCCAGCAGCGCGCUUGGCUCAUUCACUGGAGUGUGCUGGUAUUUUUCAACCAUGCCAAGGGUCGCGAUCUGAUCAUCGACAUGUUUUUGUACAAGCCGCAAUAUCUGAACGCGAUUCAGACGAUGUGCCCACAUAUUCUACGCUACCUAGCGACGGCGGUCAUUAUCAACCGUGGUCGCCGAAAUGCGCUGAAGGAUCUGAUCAAGGUGAUCCAGCAGGAGUCGUACACGUACCGUGAUCCCAUCACCGAGUUUCUUGAACAUCUGUACGUGAACUUCGACUUUGAGGCUGCUCGUAAGAAGCUGAACGAAUGUCAAACGGUCAUUUCGAACGAUUUCUUCAUUAUCGGGUGCCUGAACGAGUUUAUCGAGAAUGCGCGACUCAUGAUCUUCGAGACGUUCUGUCGUAUUCAUCAGUGCAUUACGAUUGGCAUGCUGGCGGACAAGCUGAACAUGAAGCCGGACGAGGCUGAGUGCUGGAUUGUGAAUUUGAUCCGUAAUGCGCGUUUGGAUGCAAAAAUUGAUUCGAAGCUGGGACAUGUGGUGAUGGGCACGCAGCCACUAUCGCCGUACCAGCAAUUGGUGGAAAAAAUUGACUCCCUCUCUGUACGCUCCGAAGCGUUGACCCUGUUGGUAGAACGAAAGCACAAAGCUAAAACUCAAGAAGCUGGCGAAGGCCACUGGAAGUAUUACUAACAACGCGGACAACGCUAAUAAUACAUGUUUUCUGGUGUUUCGCCUUAGCGAAGAAACAUUGGAAAAGAUUUUUUGGUGUACUAGGGGCGAAGGAUAACGUUUGGGCAGAAGGUUAGAACAACUACAACCGACUACAAAGUGUAUCGAUAAAACGGAACAGCGUAAAACAUUAAACAUUCAUUCAAACCAUCGGUAAAGAUGAUUAAUAAUAAACAAAUAAGUUGGAAUAAAAGGCGCUCGCUAGAGGACAGAAG
This is a messenger RNA of Anopheles moucheti, 1656 nucleotides long. It is a transcript of the gene eIF3e, whose product is annotated as eukaryotic translation initiation factor 3 subunit E. NCBI's taxonomy places the organism in Eukaryota, Metazoa, Arthropoda, Insecta, Diptera, Culicidae. The transcript is spliced from 3 exons. The record is from RefSeq and is a predicted model, not a curated record. Gene Ontology annotation, molecular function: translation initiation factor activity. Gene Ontology annotation, biological process: translational initiation. Gene Ontology annotation, cellular component: cytoplasm; nucleus; eukaryotic translation initiation factor 3 complex. Bases 107 to 1402 code for a protein of 431 amino acids.